Messenger RNA from Trichomonas vaginalis G3, 597 nucleotides. RefSeq lists its product as uncharacterized. NCBI's taxonomy places the organism in Eukaryota, Parabasalia, Trichomonadida, Trichomonadidae. The record is from RefSeq and is a predicted model, not a curated record. Bases 1 to 597 code for a protein of 198 amino acids. The transcript has a single exon.
AUGAAUGAAACAUUAAAUUAUAUAAUUGCAAGAGCAAAUCAACUUCGAAAACCAGAGAAUGAAUGCGCAUUAAAACUCUUUCGAAAAAACAAGAAGAAAAAUGGGUCUAUGAAAGAGGAGAAUCGUUGUAAAACAAUGAUAUGCCAAAAGUGCCAAGACAAAAUGAAGAUUUGGGAAGAGAAAUAUUUGACAACAAUCCCUUGCCAGCACUGUGCCCAUUUAUAUACAACGAUAAGUCCACCUCCAGCCCUUAAAUUCCACAAAAUCAAAAAAGGAGGAAAAUCUGAAAUUGUGAUUUCAGAAGUUGAUAAUCCAAAAGUGGCCGACCAGGCAAAAGAAAAGAAUCCUGCCCCACUUCCAAAAGUGGAUGAUAUAAUAAUUCAUGAUUGCCAUAUUCAAGAUCUCGCUUCACUUGUUCAGGUUAAGUUCAAUCUACGCGACAUAUUUAGAGCGACGUAUGUGAUUUACACAAUAAUACAUAAUAUUCCGAAUUUCUUCGAAAGUCGAAUUGCGUAUUCUGACUUUAUAUUAGAAUCAAUUCAAAAAAUUGAUAUAUAUAUCAAAGAACAUGAAAAUUUCCUUGCAACUCUAGAAUGA